GUGUUGAUUAUGAUGCAGAAUUCGAGCUUUGUACAGCUGCUGUGUUUUUAAUGAACUUUUACAGAGGUGCUAAUGCUGGUUCCUACUGUUCAGCCUGUUGUAUCACAAAUAAUCUUGUGGAAGGUCAUCUUGAAGAGGGGGUCGGAAGAAAAAACAUGGUUUUGAAUGUCCAAAAAGAUCAUGGUUAGGUGUCCACAUACUUCUAAGCAUAUAGUUAAGGCACUACCUAAUUCACGGCCGUGAAAUGAGCAUUUUCCUGUGUAAUAUGUAAUUUGCUGUGAAAUUCAAAAUUUAAGGGUCAUGAUUAGCGAUUUAACAUUUUUCAUUUGCGUAGCGUUCAAGUGCCUCACAUUUACUGGUUAAUUUUCACUUUAAGUCCUAGCAGUCCUACAGCAAUUGGUUUGUGUUAAGUUUAUAACAUGUGUAACUGGUUUGUGAUCACAUUUAUUUGGUGUAACUGUACAGAGAUACCAAAAGCUGUUCUGAAACUGCAGCCUGGUGGACAAAUAUUCAGUGGAGAAAAAGUCACUCUCACAUGUGAAAUACAAGACACAAACAAGGACUGGAUGUACAACUGGUUUAAAAAUGAUGACGAACUUUUCUCUGCUGGUGAGAACAGAGAAUAUUUAUUCACUGCUACAGAGCAGGACAGUGGUAGUAGCUACACCUGCAGUGGACAGAGUAAAAUUCACUCCCAGAACUCAGAGAUCAGUAAUACUGUUACACUGACUGUAUCAGCAAAACCCAAACCAACUGUGACUGGAGUACCUCUGAGCUUCAUCUACACUGGAGACGUUGUUACUCUAAACUGUGAGCUGCAGGUGCAGCAGUCUACUGAAUGGACAUUUAACUGGUGCAGAAUAACUGGGAAUUCUCUGGAACUUGCAACUCCAAACACCAACCCACUCAGUGUGCCGACCACUAAUGCAGGAGAAACAGAGUACCAGUGUAUAGCACACAAGGGAAACUACGACUCAGAGUUCAGUGAUAGAAACACAAUUACAGUUAAAGACCGACCACAGCCGGUACUGAAUGUAUCUGUACAGAACUGGCUGACUGAAGGAGACUCAGUGACUCUAAGCUGUGAGGUUCGAGGCUCCACUACAGGCUGGAUAUUCAGCUGGUACAAAGUGAUUCAAUACAGAGGAGGCUUCAUUAGAAGAGAAGACUUAGUUCUCCUCUCAAACACUAGCAGAGGAGCUGGAGGCUCGUACACUCUCAGUCCUGCUGUUCUCAAUCACACAGGGGUUUAUGUAUGUAGAGCAGAGAGAGGAGAACCAGCCUAUCACACACAGUACAGCCAACCACAACCACUGUGGAUCACUGGUGAAUCUGGUCCAGUGUCUCUGAUCAUCAGUCCCAACAGAACUCAACACUUUUUUUCUCACUCCCUCUCACUGAGCUGUAAAGGUCAGAGAGACUCUACUGGAUGGAGAGUGAGACGAUACAGAGAGAGUAAAGAAGUGUCAGAUUGUUUAUCAGAUUGGGAAUCAACUCCUGGAUCUACAUGCAGCAUCAGCUUUCUCUAUUUAUUCCACACUGGAGUGUACUGGUGUCAGUCUGAAUCUGGAGGCAGCAGUAAUCCUGUCAACAUCACAGUGCACUAUGGUGAUGUGAUCCUGGAGAGUCCUGUCCAUCCUGUGACUGAGGGACAUUCUCUGACCUUACACUGUUUAUAUCGCUACACAAAUCACAAAACCCACCAAGCUGAUUUCUAUAAAGAUGGUUUAGUCCUCAAGAACCAGACAGAAAAGAUGAUCAUCCACAGUGUAUCAAAGUCAGAUGAGGGUUUCUAUCACUGUAAACACCCAGAGGAAGGAGAGUCACCAAAAAGCUGGAUCUUAGUACGAGGCUCAGGUUCUGGAUCCAGUGGUUUAAUUAUAGGAAUUGCUGUGGGACUGAGUUUGUUCUCGUUGUUCAUCAUCUUAAUGAUUCUGCUGUGCUGCUACAAAACCAAGAAAGGAAAGCAGCAGAACACCAGUGAGAGAUCAGACCAAACCCAAAGCCAGUCCAGAGAUGAGGACUCUCAGGCAGGAUACACACCACUUCAAGCUGGAACUGAACAUGUUUAUGACGAUGUGAAGCCAAAGCCUAACAAUGACACAGAAAAUGCAGCAGCUGGACCCAGCAAUGCCAUUUACUCACAGGUCAUCAAGAAAAACAAAAAAACAAAUAAAGAUGUGGAUGCUGGACCCAGUGACCUAACUUACAUCGAGCUUGAUCUGAAACCAAAUAAAAAAGCAAAAGCAAAGAAAAAAGAAGAUAAGGACAAUGAGGAUGAAACUGUGUACUCAAUGCUGAAGACCAACUAAGAGCACUGGACAAGAGAAUCAAAUCUUGAUAGAAGACACAAGAAAGACUUAUUCAUUUUUUCUCUUUUGUUUUUGUUUGUUGUUUUUCCUGCUAAAAGCUUCUUUUCUUCUUUAUUAUUUACUCUCAAAAAUAUUUAAAAUGUAACUGAUAUUUGUUUACCUUGAUACUGCUGUUAUAAUGUGGUAAUACUUUAUAAUGCUGUUAUUAUAGCUAAAAGCUGCUGUUAACUUGCAAUCAGACUACCAGGUCUCUCCUGUGUAGAUGUUUUUAAAAGUUUAAAACAUACUGUAUUAAAAACAGUCUCUUUAAUUUUUAAUGCUUCAUUACUUUUAUUUGUAUAUAAGGAGAUUCUAAAUUAAGAGAUGAAUGUCAUAUUUUUCUACCAGUUAAAGGGCUCAGAACAGUGCUGCCCCCUUUUACCUAAUUAACCCUUUCUAACUAAUAACAUACAUAAACAUUACUCAAAAACCUUUC
Trichomycterus rosablanca is the source of this 2787-nucleotide messenger RNA. RefSeq names its product Fc receptor-like protein 3. The coding region runs from base 420 to 2312 and encodes 630 amino acids. Gene Ontology annotation, biological process: cell surface receptor signaling pathway. Gene Ontology annotation, molecular function: transmembrane signaling receptor activity. The record is from RefSeq and is a predicted model, not a curated record. Lineage: Eukaryota; Metazoa; Chordata; Actinopteri; Siluriformes; Trichomycteridae. Gene Ontology annotation, cellular component: plasma membrane. The transcript has 12 exons.